UGCUGGCCCCGGCGGCUCCGCUCGGCGCUGUGUGGGCGGGGCGGCAGGGCGGAAGGUUCCAGAGGGGCCGCGGAGCCGCUGCCGCCGGGCGACAUGGCCUCAGCGUGGGAGGAGUUACAGAAAGAUUUGGAGGAGGUUAAAGAAUUGCUUACGAAAGCCACGAGGAAGCGAGUUCGGGAUGUCCUGAUGACAGAGAAACACAAGCUAGAGCUAGAAAUCAAGAAUCAGCCUCCACCGAAGCUGAAAGAUGUGGCAGAGGAAGAAAAGUUGUCCCUGGGAGGGUACACAGUGAAAAUAAACAAUUAUGCUUGGGAUCAGUCAGAUAAGUUUGUUAAGAUUUACAUCUCUUUAAAUGGAGUCCAGAAGCUUCCAUCUGAGAACGUGCAGGUGAAUUUCACAGAGAGGUCGUUCGAUCUGCUAGUGAAGAAUCUGAAUGGGAAGAACUACACCAUGACCUUCAACAACCUCAUGAAACCCAUCUCUGUGGAAGGCAGCUCUAGAAAGAUUAAGACAGACACGGUCCUCGUGAUGUGCAGGAAGAAGCGGGAGGAAAAAUGGGACUGUCUCACUCAAGUGGAAAAAGAAAGCAAAGAGAAAGAGAAGGCUUCCUAUGACACCUCAGAUCCUAGUGAGGGGCUCAUGAACCUUUUAAAGAAGAUGUAUGCAGAAGGGGAUGAUGAAAUAAAGCGCACCAUCAACAAGGCCUGGGUUGAAAGCAGAGAAAAGCAAUCCAAAGGGGACAUACCAAUGGAUAUUUAAAAGUACUCUAAGGGCCGCCUUAAUACUGAUCUUCCAUGUGAGAUAAUGCUCUGCUGCAAAGAUCAUGGUUUACACAACCUUCUUCCAAGCAAAGACAGUCAUUUUCCAUUUCAGGUUGGAGAAAAUCUUUAAAUAAAAUAGCUUAUAAAGCAUUUCCUUCAGUCCAAGUGGUUCACCAUUUCCUGAAGAGUGGAGCACAGGUAUAUCCUUGCUCCUUCCUGACGAAGUAUCUCAGAUGAGUUGAAGCUGAGAACAGAAUGUAAAAGAAAAGGAAGCCUAAACCAGGAGGAGUCAAGUCCUCUGUUUCAAAUGACAGCUGUAUUCAACUGGUUGCUGGGGCUGAUGUCAUGCUCACUAUGUGGGGUGUGGGUUUUGAUGCGACAUGGGAAAGCAGGGUUAAAGCAUGUCACAGAGGGAGAAACACUAAAGAAAGCAGAACUUCUGUCUCAUGCACUUUACACCAUACUGUUUCUAUUCAACUAUUAAUCCUGUGGUUUUAAAAUGUGGUGGUUACUCUCAGAAACUAAUUACUGGAUAUUUAACUUGGUACAAAUUUUGAGAACAGGUCUUUAGUGCCCUUGCUGUGACCUCUUUUGGGGUGUCUUUGAGGUGGCAUGUCACAGGAGAGUCAGUUUACCCUGGCUCUAGCGGUGUAUGAGGAAAAGAGACAAACUCUACUUCUUCCUAUUGAGAGUUUUAAGCUAGGAGUAAGAAGUGUAUUGCAACAGCUUACACUUCAAAAUUUACUCUGCUGGGAGUGGUGGGUUGCUGUUGAUUUGCUGCCUGCGUGGCUUCAUUACUUGUUCUGUUUAUUGCAGGCUUUCAACCCCACUGCUAGGGAGAGGAUGGAGCAACCAUUCCCCAUUUAGUGCCCUGCUUUGAAGAAGAGGGAAAAUGUGAGCUUAGCAGCAAGCCUGUUUACUGUUUCCUUCCUGCUUCCUUCUUGUGUCUCCCAAGGACAGAGUUGUUUGAUGUUACCUUACAAAUUAAGGAAGCCAUCACUCUCAUUAUGGUCUGGGCUAGGACUUAUUACCUUGUUCCUAGAGCACUGCACUAUAGGAGAGAAAUAUUAGCACGCUGUAGUUUCUUGUAGGUCCUCUCUCCACUUUGCUUGUUAAUAUUAAGUCUGUAUAGCAAGUAUCUAAACUUGAGGCCAUGUUUUAUUAUCUCUUCAUGAUCACCCUUGUUCAUGGCAGAAGACCACUUUGCCCUGUUGUACAUUUAUGCUUUUACCCAAAUGACCAUGGUGAACUUACCCUAUGGUGGCAAAAAAACUUCUUAAACAA
Messenger RNA from Pogoniulus pusillus (Red-fronted tinkerbird), 2045 nucleotides. RefSeq names its product calcyclin binding protein (gene CACYBP). NCBI's taxonomy places the organism in Eukaryota, Metazoa, Chordata, Aves, Piciformes, Lybiidae. Gene Ontology annotation, cellular component: nucleus. Gene Ontology annotation, molecular function: tubulin binding; ubiquitin protein ligase binding; S100 protein binding. The record is from RefSeq and is a predicted model, not a curated record. Gene Ontology annotation, biological process: heart development. Bases 94 to 759 code for a protein of 221 amino acids. The transcript is spliced from 6 exons.